Molecule: messenger RNA, 2148 nt
Organism: Talaromyces atroroseus
Lineage: Eukaryota; Fungi; Ascomycota; Eurotiomycetes; Eurotiales; Trichocomaceae
Exons: 1
Coding region: 1-2148 (715 amino acids)
Biological process (GO): SCF-dependent proteasomal ubiquitin-dependent protein catabolic process
Cellular component (GO): SCF ubiquitin ligase complex
Molecular function (GO): protein binding
Source: RefSeq, a predicted model, not a curated record
AUGGCCCCUCCCGUUAUUCCUGACGAGAUCAACUCUGGCACCGAGUCGCCGGCGACCCCGACAUCAGCAUCCGGUCAAUUCCCUUUGGAACAGCCCCCACAACUAAAGGGCCGGAGGAGGCUGCUACAAAAUCUACAGCGCAUGUCCUCCAGCCCGUCACUCAUACGAAGAACACGAUCACAUUCAACCGGCUAUCAAAGGGAUCGAAAAGCCUCGUUGUCAUGUGUGUCUCUCUCCGCGGCCCAAUGCUGGGCUGAUCCCGUUGCUUCAACCGCUCAACUUUCCGGCGGUCUUGAACAUGCGUCAUCUGCGGCGUCCCCUACUGUUCCUUCGCCGGGAAGCGCACGAAUUCGCGUUAUUGGGGGUCUUCAAAAUGCAUCGCAGACGACCGUUCCGCUUCCCUUGGACAUGAGGCCGGCUUCUCGCAAUCUGCAGAGUGAGGGCGAUGCAACACCGGCUGAUGCUCAGGUGGGCCAUCGGGCCGUUAAAAGGACUCUGGAGUUUUGGCGAGACAUUCCUGACGAAAUCAAAAUGAGAAUUUUCGGCUUCUUGACGGUGAAAGAACUUGUUCGGUGCUCACUGGUGUCUAAGGCGUGGUACUCCAUGUGCUCCGAUGGCCAAUUAUGGUCUAAUAUCGACACUUCGGACUUUUACAGCAAAAUCUCGAGCUAUUCUCUGAUGAGAAUCCUCACAUUCGCGGGACCCUUUGUCCGAGAUCUCAACCUUCGAGGUUGCGUACAGCUACGUGAUAAAUGGUUGUUUGAGGGCGACCAGAUUUCUGAUGCCUGCCGCAAUGUUGUGAAUUUUUCCGUUGAAGGCUGUCGAAUUGACAAGAGUGCCAUUAAUUAUUUUCUCUCGCAAAACUCCUCUCUAAAGUACAUCAAUGUGUCGGGUCACGUCACUAUCACCAAUUCUACUCUGAAAGUCAUUGCACAGUCAUGUUCACAGCUACAAACUUUGAAUGUGUCGUGGUGCUCCAGCGUCGAUACCAAGGGUUUAAAGCGUGUUAUCGAAGCUUGUACGAAGUUGAGAGAUCUACGUGCCGGCGAAAUUCGGGGCUUUGAAGACGAAAGUAUUAUGGAACGGCUCUUUGAGAAAAACACUCUGGAAAGACUGGUCAUUCAUCGAACAGAUCUUACGGAUGAGAGCCUGAGAAUGCUGGUUCUCGGCAGAGACCCUGAGAUUGAUGUCUUGACAGAUCGUCCUAUCGUUCCGCCACGGAAGUUGAGGCACCUAGAUAUUCACCAAUGUGUUAACCUAACCGACGAUGGUUUUGCCAGUCUUGCCCACAAUGUGCCUUUCCUUCAAGGGCUCCAAAUUUCACAAUGUUCAGAGCUCACAGAUGACGGCAUCGUUGAUGUUGUUCAAACUACUCCAAAUUUGAGUCACUUUGACUUAGAAGAUCUUGAUAAGAUCACAAACCAUGUCUUGACUGAAAUGGCCAAGUCACCGUGUGCCGAAAAUCUGGAGCAUCUUAAUAUAAGCUAUUGUGAGAACAUUGGAGACAUCGGAAUGCUUCAAUUGUUGAAAAAUUGCCCUAAUUUGAAAUCACUUGAAAUGGACAACACGAGAGUCUCAGAUUUGUCCCUUAUGGAGGCUAGUUGUCUCGUUCGUCGACGUGGCUAUGGUACCAACUUACCCAAGAUUGGACUGCGGAUUGUGGUAUUUGAUUGCAUCAAUGUGACUUGGGCUGGUGUACGGGAAGUCUUAUCUAGCAACGCGUUUUUACCACGGGCGUUGAAAAAUCAGUCCACUGUCACCGUCAAAGAAUCCGCGGAUGAAGGUGACAGCUCAGACUCAGUGUCACCAUCAGGCAGUAGCCGCCCACAGGCAACUGUUACUCGACAUUAUCCUAAGGAGAUCAUUGAACUAAAAUGCUUUCAUGAGUGGCAGAUGACUGUCAACGAACACACUAAGCGUGUACUCCGCGGUUCCCUUGCAGCAGCAAACAACCUUGAUCGCAAAUGGGCAGAUCAUAUGAUGGCAACAGAAGAAGCUGGUGCAGGGGGCAUCAGAGCGAGAAGACGUAGACGCCGUGCUCACGAUGUUGAUUUCAUGAACAAUUUUGAUGAAGAUGAAGAACUGAGUCUUGAGGCGUUUGUUGGAGCCAGACGUCGUGCUCGAAGUGGAGGUUGCACGGUGAUGUGA